Bombyx mori (domestic silkworm) is the source of this 4450-nucleotide messenger RNA. Its product is annotated as follistatin-A. Gene Ontology annotation, molecular function: protein binding; collagen binding; calcium ion binding. Gene Ontology annotation, biological process: anatomical structure development. The transcript is spliced from 6 exons. The record is from RefSeq and is a predicted model, not a curated record. NCBI's taxonomy places the organism in Eukaryota, Metazoa, Arthropoda, Insecta, Lepidoptera, Bombycidae. Bases 69 to 1214 code for a protein of 381 amino acids.
CAGUGGCGGCUGGGCGCGCUCGAGCUCAGUCCGCGUCGACUCUCCGAUAGGGCAAGCAGCGGCGUCGGAUGUGUCGCGCGGCAUCGGUCGGCUACGGCGGCGGUGCAGCGGUCACUUGUUGCAGGAGGCGCGGCCGCGGGUGGGUGUGCGCGCACGUGCCGGCGCCGGGCCCGCACAGUGCCACGGCGGCCCGCGUCGAGCGCAGAGCGCCGCACGCGCCGGCAUGCGACGCCACCGGUAGCAUGCGGCUGCCCUUGCUGCCGCUGCUCGUGCUGCCGCUCGUGCUCGUGCGCCCGGCAGCAGCCGGGAUCUGCUGGGUGGGAAUGGACCGCGCCGGGCGCUGCAGUUCAGUGUCUGCGUUGCGCAUGACCCGCGCUGAAUGCUGUACUGGGGCCUCUCGAUCUCCCGCCGCCUGGAGCCCCAAGGAUUACGAUAGCGGCGAAAUAUUCUUCUACAAGGUUCUCUCGGGAGGAGUACCGUGUAAUGCUUGUGCAGAAUCAUGUGCCGGAAUGUCUUGCGGCGCCGGACGCCGUUGCGUGGUGAGAGGCGGUCGCGCCAAGUGUGUUUGCGCGGCGUCGUGCCGCAGAGUGAGCGCGGUGUGCGGCAGCGACGGGCAGACUUACCGCUCGCUGUGCAAAUUACGCCGACAAGCCUGUCGCAAGCCAGCUAAGCACUUGGUCGUAGAUUACCAUGGACCUUGUCAAGACUCGUGCGAUGGCGUUCGUUGCGGUGGAGGCAAGCGGUGCAUUCAAGACGCAGAGUUUGGUGUUCAUUGCGUACGAUGUAGUACGUGCAAUGUUGCGGGUUCGCUCGUUUGUGCGGUCGACGGCAAAACUUAUGCGGGCACGUGCGCGCUUAGACGCGCCGCUUGUGAGCGUGGUCGCGCCUUGCCGCUGGCUUACAAAGGACGUUGCAUAGCGAACGCGACGUGUUCGAGUGUGUCUUGUUCGAGGGGGCAGCGCUGCGUGUCGGGCGGCGCGAGCGGCGUGCGCUGCGUGUCGUGCGGCACGUGCGCCGGCGGCCGUCGCAAGCCGCUGUGCGGGUCCGACCGCCGCACCUACCCGUCCUGGUGCCGGCUGCAGCGGGCCACUUGCCGCGCUGGCCGGGUCGUGGACCCGCUGCAUCGGGGACCUUGCAAAGAAGCCGUAAACGUAACGGACAAUAUGAUGACUAAUGCGAGAGGUUUAAGCGCACUGGACAUGCACGUCCUAUAGUCAUAGACUCUUCUAGUUUUAGCGUACCAAGCUUCGUAGUCUAUUCAAUUUGCAAGUGAAACUGUAUUCGGCACCUAAGCUCUAUUGUAACAUUAACUAACAUCGUAAAAUUGAACAAUAUUGAUUAUCUUUGUUUACAACGACAUAGUAAUAUGCUUAGAGUCUAAGAACUAAGCGGCGGUAUAGAGAUACACAAGGAGAGUUUUUUUGAAUCAGUGCAGCGAGAUUAUGCAUACAGUCAAAACCGUUUACUGCGACAUCGUUUAAUACAACAUGCCGGUUAUAAUAACCAAGAACAAAGGUCCCGGCUGAAUGCCAUAUGACCGCCUUAUUAAAAAUAUUGCUUUCUACGACAUUGGUAAUAACGACAUACCUCAUAAAACGACCACAUUUAACUAAUAUUUCGGAGAAUUAGAUCUGUUAGAACGACCGGCUAAGCUGUAUUGUAAACAAUUUGAAUAGGUAUCCACAUUUGUCUUCAAUGGCUUUUAAAAUCACGAAAGAAAACAAUAGGAUUUAGUUUAGUGUAGGGUCUUUUCUAAUUCUUAGAAACAAAACACGUGCAUGCGGUAGUCAAAGUCCGCUUCUUCAUAUUUCUUCAGUUAGUUUGUUACUUAUCUAUACACAAGACGCACCAAAACUUUGUGGAGUUAUUCAUGAAACUUUAAAAAUGUCACAAAAAAAAAGAAAACAAAUUAAUAUUGAAGAAAAAUCGCGUAUUAUGUAAAUAUAUUUUUCCAAUAAUACCCUAUCGAUUUGUUUGUACUUGCACGAUACACAUUAAACAUCACCGGUUGUUACGACUAUCGGUUUUUACGACUGAAUAUGAGCAAUCCCUUCGAUGUCGUUAUAACAGAUUUUGACUGUAUUAUGUUUCAAACAAAUAAUACCUCAGUUAUUCAGACGAUGAUAAAAAUUUCUCGUCAAUGGGACGUUCAAAAGCCAAGCUGUCUUUUCAGUUGUAAAACUCUUUUACGCGGAAACUUUCGUUUACAUUAGGUACGUAAAAAUGUUGUUUUAUUCUCGCUGUUAUGUUUAAUGUUUAUUAUAUUGUACUUAUUCGAAGAACUCUUCUAGUGUAAAUAAGUCUUUAUGCCGGAAUUAAAACCUAUUCGUCAAAAAGUACGUUGAAUACAUUAGUGUUUCAUAGCGCCAGGUAGUCAGUCAUCAAAGUGCCAGGUUAUGUUGAAUUUCCAUAACAAUGUAGUCAGUGUAGAUUUUAGAAAAAUCUGUCGAACCUGAUGCACCUUUUCGAUUUUUUAUAGAUAAAUAAUAAUUAUUAUUAUAUUAGUUUUAAUAACACUUACAUUAUUAAAAUUUUGAGCACCAAAUCGUACUUAAUAUUUAGUCAAAAUAUUAAUUUUAGGUAUGUACUGGUAGUUAGCACAAUGUUUGGAUAUUAAAUAUUUCUAACUUAAUGAUUACACUGUUAUUUCCAUAUUGUUGAAAGUCGCUGUACAAACGAAGCUCUUAAUGAUGAAAUGAUUGACACAUUCAUCGGACUGACAUAAAAUGUUCUUUUAAAAUUUUUAACUUUUAGUUAUUUAAGACUUACUUCACGAAAUGCGGUUAAAGCUUAUGCAAUAUUUAUUAAUAAGUUAUGUGUAUGAUUUUAAGUGCAAUAAUUUUAUAAAAAAAAAAGUGUGGAAAUUAUGACAUAUAACAUGUUCUUGUUUUGUUUUUAGAUUUUUUUUUAUUAUUAAUUUUUUCCGUUUAAACUGGAACGCGUAUUGCUUGUUUCGAUUCGGUUUUGAACACGUUCAGAAUGUUAUAAAAAUACGUUUUCAGUAUUAUGUCGAGAUAAGAUUUUAGGACUUUAAUUUUCGAAACUUUUUUACAUUGAAAAUGAAGUGGUUUUUUUUUUGUAGGCUGUAAGUAUAAUAAUAAUUUAUUGUUUAUUUUUUAAAUAAUAUUCAAAAUGUCUCCAAUUUUCAUGGAUGUGUGUAUGUGUGUUAAACCGAGGAAUUAAUUUGUGAAAAUGUAUGCAUUGGCGUUUUUUUUUUUUUCGUAUGCUUAAAAGUGUAGAAGGCGAACGUCAAAUGGAAAGAUAGACUGCGUAAGAACGUGAUGCCAAAUUUAAGAUUAGGAACAAAAACUUUUUUUUUUUGUUGAAGCAUAAUUUUCAAACCAUGACAUUUCGAUUUAUUUGGAUAGGAGUCUUCUUUGGCUUCGAAAUUUUAUUUUUGUAUAUUUUUUUAGAUAGGUAGCAUAUUUUAAUAUGUUACGACGGUCCAUAGAGCAGUAAGCCACAAAACUAAAUUAACAAAUACGAUCUUAAUUGUGUACUUAAAACUUUCAUCAACAGUGAUAAAUUUGUACAUAGAAAAACGGUUCAAUUUUAAAAUCAUUUCCAUCAGUUGAAGCCCCAUCGAACUUUUCAACUGUAUCGAACAGCUUAAGAAAGAUAUUUGAGAUAUCAUUGAAGCAUAUAACAGAACUAAUCAUUGUGAAAACAUGUUAAAAGACAUUACCUAAAUCGAACGAAGCGACUUUAAUUAUUUUCACAAAAAAAAUUGUUUAAACAACACUAUUUAAUAAUUUCUCAAUUUAAUGUUAACGAAACACUCUAAAAUCUAAAAAUAGAUAUGAAUGGUCCCAAUGAAAAAAAGUAACAAAACAAUAUUCAAAGGGUUUUUUUUUAAUAUUCAAAACUAUUUAAUAAUUAAUAUCGAAUUUGGUACAACUAACCAUUUGGUGUUCUACGGUUAUUUAGGUAUGCACGGUCUCAUAAUCAGCACGAUUACUACUUCAACGCCUCAUUAAAUUAAAAUUAGAUUAAACAUCGUCAGAAUAGAAAAUUAAAAUGGAAAUACAUGUUAAAAAUUUUAAUGUCAUUUAUAAAUUCUAAAUUUACUAAAAAAAUUCAAGUAAAAUUUAAUAUUUUAUUUUAUUGUUCGUUUUUCAUUCAAGAUGUACAGUCGAAUAACUCAAAUAUUAUUUCGGAAGUUGGAUUUCGUAAUUGAUAGCUGGUUUCUCUUAAGUAUUUUCUCAGCUUCAGAAUCAGGAGCUGUGUAAGGCAUAGAUUGUAUAAUAAUUCUAUAAUAUUGUAAUAAAUUGUUUAAAACCCGUUAACAUAAGACUUAAAACUGUUUAAUCUAAAAUUGAUAUUGGAAUAGUAAAAUUCAUUUAUUCCUUUUUAAUGUCUGGCUUUUUGACUAAUAAAUGUUGUAGACUUCUAGUAAUCUAGAUAACUUAUAAUAUAUUGCCCUGUUUCUUCAUAAAUAUUUUACAUUGAA